CACACUUUCAAGUACACUACGCAUACUCGAGCGCCAGAAAGUGCGCUCGGAGAGAAAGAAACAUCGCUUCGAACUGUUUAUCCUGACGUCAGUUUGAACAGAUCGCACUGCCCCCGUAUCACUUCACGCGACUCUGAACUGAGCUUCGGCUGGAUUUCGGGAAUCGAUGAACGGGAGUGAGUCCACAACUUCACCAUCCAAACUACUGGAGCCACUGAAAUGAUUUCGGCUUGUUUUCCCAACUGGACUAACAACAUAAAAUGAAUACCUGCGCAUUUCUCUUGAUCCUGGCUGUUCAGAUUCACGCCGACAGCGUAGAGGGACCAACAGCGGGCUGCACGUUUGAUGAGGACUCCGACCCCAGCCUGUGCGAGUUCAGCCAAGGGGAGGAGGAUGACUUUGAUUGGCAGCUGUUCCGCGCUCAUGCCUCGCCACACUCCACCUCUGAUCUCCUGCGCGGCUCCUACAUGAUGGUCAACUCCUCCCAGCAUGCAGCGGGGCAGAGGGCUCAGCUUCUGCUGCAGACGCUAAGUGAAAACGACACGCACUGCGUGCAGUUCAGCUACUUCCUGUACAGCAGAGACGGCCACAGCCCGGGGGCGCUGCGGGUUUAUGUGCGGGUCAAUGGUGGACCGCUUGGCAUUCCCGUGUGGAAUGUCUCUGGCUCACGUGGACGACAGUGGCACCAGGUGGAACUGGCAGUCAGCACUUUCUGGCCAAAUGAGUACCAGAUAUUGCUAGAGGCGACUGUGGACCGCAAAGGCUACAUUGCAGUUGAUGACAUACUCCUAUUGAACUACCCCUGUUAUAAAGCUCCUCAUUUCUCCCGCUUGGGAGAUGUGGAGGUCAACGCUGGACAGAAUGCCACUUUCCAGUGCGUAGCAGCUGGGCGUCCCUCUGAAGCAGAGAAGUUCCUUUUGGAGCGGCACAAUGGUGAAGUGUCCUCAGGUGGUUCUGUCAAGCACUUAGGCCGCAACCGCUUCGCAGUGUCCUUUCAAUUGGAGGACGUCCAGAAGCCAGAGCAGGACCUAUACCGAUGCGUCACGCAGUCCUCCAGAGGCUCUGGCGUCUCCAACUUUGCUGAACUCAUUGUCAAAGUUCCCCCAUCUCCCAUUGCUCCACCCCAGCUGUUGAGAGCUGGCUCCACAUAUUUGAUCAUUCAACUAAACACCAACUCCAUCCUGGGCGAUGGCCCCAUCAUUCGUCGGGAAAUCGAAUAUCGGGCCAGCCAGGCGCCCUGGUCGGAGAUACUUGGAGUUAACAUGGUUACAUAUAAGCUCUGGCACCUGGAUCCAGAUACGGAGUACCAUAUCAGUGUGCUGCUUACUCGGCCGGGUGAGGGUGGGACCGGGCCGCCUGGACCACCCCUCAUCAGCAGAACCAAGUGUGCAGAGCCCAUGCGGGCGCUGCGUGGUCUUAGAGCCUCGGAGAUCCAGUCGCGGCAGCUGACCUUGCAGUGGGAGACGCCGGCCUUCAACCUGACCCGCUGCCACACGUACUCCGUCUCCUUGUGCUACCGUUACACGACCGCAGGGGGUGGCGGAGGGCACAACACCACAGUGAGAGAAUGCCUGGCUGUGGAGCACAACACUUCGCGCUUCACCCUCAGAGAUCUGCCUCCUUUUCACACCAUCCAAAUACGCCUUGCACUUGCCAACACCGAGGGCAAGAAGGAAGGGAAGGAGGUCACGUUUCAGACUGAGGAGGACAUUCCCGGUGGCAUUGCUCCCGAGUCUCUUACCUUCACGCCACUGGAGGAUAUGAUCUUCCUGAAGUGGGAGGAGCCAGUGGAACCCAACGGCCUUAUCACACAGUAUGAGAUCAGCUACCAGAGCAUUGAAUCAUCAGACCCCGGGAUCAACGUUCCAGGCCCGAGGCGCACUGUAUCCAAGCUGAGGAACGAGACGUACCAUAUGUUCUCCAACCUGCAUCCUGGCACCACCUACCUGAUCUCAGUUCGGGCGCGCACCGCCAAAGGCUUCGGCCAAACAGCUCUCACUGAGAUCACCACCAACAUCUCUGCGCCAACAUUCGAUUAUGGAGACAUGCCGUCCCCUUUGAGUGAGACAGAAAGCACCAUCACAGUCCUGCUGCGUCCAGCACAAGGCCGAGGAGCUCCGGUCAGCACGUAUCAGGUGAUCGUGGAGGAGGAAGCUGGUAGGAAAGUGAAGAGAGAACUGGGUGUUCAAGACUGCUUCCCCAUUCCUACAUCUCACGGUGAGGCUCAGGCCCGUGGAGCUCCACACUACUAUACUGCUGAGCUGCCCCCGAGCAGUCUGCCUGAAGCCACGCCCUUUACUGUGGGGGACAACCACACCUAUAAUGGCUACUGGAACACCCCCCUGGACCCCAGGAAGAACUACCUCAUCUACUUCCAGGCCAUGAGCAACUUCAGAGGCGAAACAAGGAUAAACUGCAUCCGCAUCGCCCGUAAAGCCGCCUGUAAAGACCAUCAGCGAGCUCUUGAGGUCACUCAGCGCUCAGAGGAGAUGGGGCUCAUCCUAGGAGUGUGUGCUGGUGGGCUGGUGGUCCUGAUACUGCUACUGGGAGCAAUUAUCAUAAUCAUUAAAAAAGGAAGGGAUUACUACUCAUACUCUUAUUAUCCUAGGAAGCCGGUGAACAUGAAUAAGACCCCCAUUACGUACAGGCAGGAGAAGAGUAAUAUGAUGGGCUCCAUGGAGCGCAGUUUCACUGAUCAGAGCACUCUGCAGGAGGACGAGAGGAUGGCCUUGUCAUUUAUGGACACCCAUACGUGCAGCACACGCAGUGAUCCACGGAGCUCCAUGAAUGAGUCCAGCAGUCUGCUGGGUGGAUCGCCUAGGCGUCAGUGUGGCCGUAAAGGAUCGCCCUAUCACACGGGUCAGCUUCACCCGGCAGUGCGUGUUGCUGACCUCCUACAACACAUCAACCAGAUGAAAACCGCAGAAGGUUAUGGCUUUAAACAGGAGUAUGAGAGCUUCUUUGAUGGCUGGGAUAUCAAUAAGAAGAAGGAUAAAACUAAGGGAAGAAAUGAUACUCUGAUGGGUUAUGACCGUCACAGGGUGAAAUUGCACCCGCUGCUCGGUGAUCCCAACUCCGACUACAUCAACGCCAAUUACAUCGAUAUUCGGAUAAACAGGGAAGGUUACCAUCGAUCCAACCACUUCAUCGCCACUCAGGGGCCCAAGCAGGAGACAGUAUAUGAUUUUUGGAGGAUGGUUUGGCAAGAGAACUGCUUUAGUAUCGUCAUGAUCACCAAGCUAGUGGAGGUGGGCAGGGUGAAAUGCUGUAAGUAUUGGCCAGAUGAGUCCGAGAUGUACGGUGACAUUAAGAUCACGCUGCUGAAGACGGAAACUCUGGCGGAAUACACAGUGCGAACUUUUGCCCUGGAGCGGAGGGGAUACUCCGCCAAACACGAAGUGUGUCAGUUUCACUUUACAUCGUGGCCUGAGCAUGGAGUCCCAUACCACGCCACGGGUCUGCUAGCUUUCAUUCGUCGAGUCAAAACCUCCACGCCACUCGACGCAGGGCCUGUGGUGGUCCACUGCAGUGUGGGAGCGGGCAGGACAGGCUGCUAUAUCGUGCUGGACGUAAUGCUGGACAUGGCAGAGUGUGAAGGAGUGGUGGACAUCUACAACUGUGUGAAGACACUCUGCUCUCGUCGUAUCAACAUGAUCCAGACAGAGGAGCAGUACAUAUUCAUUCAUGAUGCCAUUCUGGAGGCGUGCCUGUGUGGGGAGACAGCCAUCCCUGUGAACGAGUUCGCCCUGGCUUACAAAGAGAUGCUGCGGGUGGAUUCUCAGAGCAACUCUUCACAGCUUCGAGAGGAGUUUCAGACGCUUAACUCUGUGACACCUCAUCUGGACGUUGAGGAGUGCAGCAUCGCUUUGUUACCACGAAACCGCGAGAAGAACCGCAGCAUGGACGUUCUCCCUCCUGACAGGGCCCUCGCUUUCCUGGUGACCACUGAGGGCGAGAGUAACAACUACAUUAAUGCAGCACUGAUGGAUAGUUUCCACCGGCCUGCUGCUUUCAUCGUAACCCCCCACCCGCUACCCGGCACGACCUCUGACUUCUGGAGGCUGGUGUUUGACUACGGCUGCACCUCCGUAGUCAUGCUGAAUCAGCUGAACCAAUCCAACUCUGCCUGGCCUUGUGUGCAGUACUGGCCUGAACCAGGUCUUCAACAGUAUGGUCCUAUGCAAGUGGAGUUUCUGUCCAUGUCUGCAGAUGAGGACAUCAUCACCCGGCUUUUCCGGGUCAAAAAUGUGACGAGACUGCAGGAGGGUCAGCUGGUUGUGUGCCAGUUCCAGUUCCUGCGCUGGUCAGCGUAUCGUGACGUGCCUGACUCCAAAAAGGCCUUCCUCAACCUGCUGGCCAGCGUGCAGAAGUGGCAGAGGGAGUGUGGGGAAGGUCGUACGGUGGUCCACUGUCUGAAUGGCGGUGGCCGCAGCGGAAUGUACUGUGCCAGCAACAUCCUGAUGGAGAUGAUCCAAUACCAGAACAUGGUGGACGUCUUCUAUGCCGUCAAGACCCUUCGUAACGCUAAGCCCAAUAUGGUGGAGACACUGGAGCAGUAUCGUUUCUGUUAUGAGCUGGUUCUGGAGUAUUUGGACUGCUUAGAGGUCAGAUAGCGGAAUUCCCCCCACCCCCAACCCCCCCAUGCUGACCUCACUGCAUGGAGCAGGACCACCGGCAGGCUCACUCUACACCCCCACAUCCCCCUCUUCUUCCCAUCUUUCUGUCGUCUUACCCAGAUCAAAAAGCAGAAGGAAGAAAACAGGACAAAAAAAAAUGAAGAACUCUCAGCCUUUUUUUACCCCAAACAUCUAAAUUUGUUAUAUCCCUUUGUGUCAUGGCUGUUUUUUCGGUUUAGGAUUUUUUCAGCAUAUUUUCCUCAAAGCUGUGAGCAAUUCCAGAGCCUGGCUUGGUGCGGUGUGGUUGGUUUACCUCUGCUCGCAGAGAUAGUGGGCUGUUUCUAAAAACAGCGGCUUUAUUUUACACCUGCCUGUUUCUCUCUGGCUGGCUGGACUGAAGAGCUGAAAUAAACAUCACUUGGAGAAGAUCUCUUCAUGUGCAGCGCAGUGGAGAUUAGAGUAUGUACCGUGGCUCUUAAAAAAGGAGUUGGGCACCUGCCAUGCCCCUUAAAAAGCGCCAAAAGGACAAAACAUACAUGCAUGCACAAACGCUGACAUCCACACACACACACACAGAGAUUCAACCAGCAGACAGCUUUCCAUCAACUGCCUAUCAAGACGUCGAUGCCUCUUCAACGCAAAGGACACGCUUUUUCACCAACGUUUUACACGUCUCUGAGGAUUGGUUCUUGUAUCGUCGGAGGCGGAGUUUAUUACUAUAUAUGGUGCCAUAUGUCUCAAGAGGAGAUUGACAGGAGAGUCCGGCAGCCAUGUUGCCCUGCUGUGGCUUUCCUAUCUUGUUGUGACCGUUGUCUUUUUUUCCUCUCACUUGUACAUAUACUUAACGUCUGCUGGAAAUCCCUUACGUCUUAACGUGUAAGUCUCAAGUGCUAACAGUGGCCCUGUGUGCUUAAAGCAAAGGAAGUACAUUAACAAGGGGCAGACAUGAUGGCAUUCUAAAGCUUGCGGUGGAUUACACCCUGACCUUUAUCCUCUCACUCAAUGGUUUUGAGAGAGCGCAGUUAAUAGUCUUUUUACAACGGUGCUGCGAAACUGUGUCGGAAGUGAGGAGAAAGGGACCAAAAGCAACACUGGCAAUCUUCUUCUAUCCACUUGUAACUAUUUAUCGGACUGACUCGUGUUCUUUGAGUGGAUUUGUUUAACAAUUGUGCAGCUUUGAGUGUACAGCUGAAUCCUGGGCUCGAGAUUCUUCAAAGUUAAACAUUCAUUUCUGUUCCGUUGCAGUUUGUGAUUUUGUUUGCCGUUUUCCUCUAAAUAGCUGGACGCGUGAUAGUUGAUCGUCUGACCAUCGAGUCUGCGUUCCAUGGAUAUGGUACUGUGGUGUCUCUUGAAGGUUUUUCAAGCAUCAGAGGUACAAGUCCCAUGUUAGCUAGUCUUUAAAAUAGUGAUUUGGGCCUUUCAAACCUCAGAAAUUUUAAACCAUAUGUAGUUUUUAUUUCUGUCUUAUUGAGAAAGAAGUUAUUUUAUGAUAUACAUAUAUUUUUUGACAUUUCAUUGUUGUUACUACAUUGUAUAAUUAUACAAAUCUGGCUUUUAAACUUGAUUUGAUGUUUGGUUGCAGGGUUAUAUAAAAUUGCUCUUAAAUUGUAUCCAUGUGACUUUCUGAAGGUAAAGAUCAACAUUUUCUAAAGUCAAAGAACCUUCUUUCACUGUCUAUUGGUUGAAAAGGAAAAAAAAAAUCUAUUUUUUAAGAGCUUCAGGCGGUAUUUUGUACCUUAUUUGUGGAAGGUGCCAGACAGUUUAGAACAGACAGGCAAGAUUUCAGUGAUUAAACUACUAUAUUUCAAUGGUGAUAAAUACAGUUUGGUAUUUUUAACUACAAAAAAAAAAACACAAAUGCUCAGUGUAUCCACAUCAGUAUUACGCUCACAUCUCUCAAAUUGUUAUGACCCCAACUGUGAAAUUCCCGUAUCAGCAAGAUGCCAAGUUAGCAAACCACAGAGGCGUUUUCCCAAUGAUUACAUUACUCUGCAUAAAGCAUCUCGGAUGUCAGGCUGUCCCAGUCCACGCUGAGUGACACUGAGUGAUUCCUGAUGCUUUUAACAUGCUAGUUAAAGGGACACCCAAAAAUGAGAAGUCUGCCAUUAUUUACAAUAAUCCUCAUGCUGUUCCAAACCUAUAUUACUUUUUUGUCCGUGAAACGUUUUAAUGAAUUUAAAAUCUAAUGGCUAUGGGAUGACAUGAUGAUAGAAUUUUCAUUUUGAGGUAACCUGUUCCUAUAAGGAAGCCAGAGAAAAUAUUGAUUGAUCGAAGAGGCUACAAAGACAGUGUUGUGACUUUUUUCACCAAAACCCUCCUGUGGACUUUCAUGGAAAGUGCCUGGUGGAAAGUAUGUGUACAUAUAGAUGUAUAUUUGUGUUCUGUGAAUAGUAUGUGAAUAAAGUUUGUUUGGCCAGAUUUAACGAUUUAAAAGUAACAGAAAGAGUUGAAUGUACUGUUCUGUAUAAGACCUAUUUCCUGAAUAUGCCGCCAAAAGAUCUGACACGUGCUCAGUCAGCUGAGAAUGAUCUCUAAAAGCCAUUCCAAAGUCGCCCCUUCAGAAGGCCCAUUCAGUCACUUUAAAAUCCUCCAAUGAUUGUUUUUUUUUUUUUUUUUACCAUGCUCAUUCCAAAGACAUUAGCCAACUUCUAAUGGUAGUCACCUAUGCUAAUACCGCAUAAUUAUCCCUUAGUGUCUCACUACGAGAGAGGAAGGACUUUAGCCACUCUUGACAAAUGUUGAGCCAGGUCCUUGUUUUUUGUGCGUUUAGUUUGUUUAUUUGUUUCCUUCCAAGUGUUUCUGUAUGAUACUGAAUGAAUUGAAAAAGAACUGUGUUUUUGACCAUGUGUUUGUGGGACAGGAAGAGGACAUGGAGGCAUAUAUCUCAUGGGGAACUGAGGGUUGGGGUGGGAUGGGGUGUUCAAACAACAAUAAAAUGUUCUAAGACUGUAAA
Messenger RNA from Megalobrama amblycephala (Wuchang bream), 7569 nucleotides. It is a transcript of the gene ptprub, whose product is annotated as protein tyrosine phosphatase receptor type Ub. NCBI's taxonomy places the organism in Eukaryota, Metazoa, Chordata, Actinopteri, Cypriniformes, Xenocyprididae. Gene Ontology annotation, biological process: protein dephosphorylation. The record is from RefSeq and is a predicted model, not a curated record. Gene Ontology annotation, molecular function: protein binding; protein tyrosine phosphatase activity. The transcript is spliced from 31 exons. The coding region runs from base 261 to 4613 and encodes 1450 amino acids. Gene Ontology annotation, cellular component: membrane.